UAGGCAUCCACUAUGCUGUCUCUUAAACUGAAAGUACUGAUGCUUCAGUUCUUUUGGUUAAUCCUGUAGCACUGGGCCCAGUGUUCCAAAUUAUAAACAUGUAAUCGAAAGUUAGAACACCAAUGGUGGGGGUAAAGAAAGUACUGAGUAAAACAUAUGCUAUUUAGUCAUACCUUCAUUCACUGUGAAAAAGGAAUAAACAUCUUUUUAGCCAUUUCUGAGGAGGGAAAAGAAUUACCGAGAUGUUAAGUAAGUAGCUUAAGGUCCAGUAUUAAUUGUGUCAGGGAUUUAGGUUUCCUGACUCCCAACCCAGUCUUCUUUCUUGAGGAAAAAGUAUAAGUAUUCUAACCCUUUCUGGUUCUUUUGCGUAAUUUAGAGUUUAUAGCAUGUGACCCAUCUAAGAGUUCUACCCUAUAAGGUCUGUUGUCUGAAAGUGUGUUUUAAAAGUUGAAGAAACACAGUUCCCAAGCCUAGAAUGAGUUGGGUAAACUACUGCUGGUUGAAAGCACUUAAAAAUGUAACAUUAGAAGUAUCAUUUUAAUAAUUUUUAUCUCUAAGUUGAUAAUAUUUAAUAAUGUUAAAACCUUACUGCCAUAGAAUUAUUUGCUUGCUUUUUGUACUUAUAUGUUUUUGUGGUACCAUCUAAUACAUUUCUUUAUUCUUUGAGGUUUACCCAUUCUUAGAUAUUAAAAAAAACUUAACUGAAAUUAUGACUCACAGCUGGAUAUAAGAAAAUAAUCAGCUCUCUUCCAUUUUUGUGUCUUUUCAUGAACUAUGCAAUAGACAUAUAUUGAGAGUUGUACAUCUUUGGAAAUAGUGGCACUUGAAGUUAUCCCUAAAACAUCUAGUUUUACUUAAGAUCUUCUGAAAACAAGUCUUUUUAAAAAUGAGUCCGUGAUUAAUUUGAGGUUUAGAAAAACUGAGUAAACUCCCAUUCACUCAGGAGCUAAUUAUCUGCUUAUUAACUAAUCAUAUCCUUUCCUUUUCCCUUCUGCAGGCUAUCUUUUGAUCACUUUCCUGUUUGUCAGGAGGGAAAGAAAGAGGAAGUAAUUCUCAGGCCUUACUUUCAUUUCCUUUCUGACAAGUGUUGUUUUGAAUAUUGAUUUCUGCCUUUUAGUUAACUCUUAGUAUAUUUAAGCAAUGUGACAGAAUGUUUCCUUUUAAAAUGAGCACACAAAAUAUACGGAGAAGCAAUAACAUAAUGAUGUUUUAACUAUGAAAAUAUAUUCUGCAAAAGCCUAUUAAAAAUGGAUAGAGACGUUCUGAAAUCAAAUUACUAUGUAAAUUUAAGAAAGCAUUUCUAUGAGUAUACAUGUGCCAAUAUAUUGGCCAUUGGGGAACCACAGGGAAGGCAUAAAGAGGGAUUGAAAAUGAAAGUCUUAACCCUUAAUGGAAAUACAGCCAAAUUCAUCAGUAAUUGGAAAAUGUUUUGAAGAUUUCUUACGAAUUUGUGCCUUUAGUAUUGGUCCCUGGUCCUACUCCAAUGCAUAAAGCCUUCAUGAGCGUAACAAUUCACAGAGAAGUUAAAGCUCCCACGAGGUAAGAGCUUGACCUCACAAGAAAUCCAAAGGUGUUCAGGACGUAUCUUUUGUGGCUCGACCAUAGUACAAAUAGCAGCCCACUUGGUCUUCUAAUGAAUGAUUUCAGAAAACAGCCCCCUUUUUUUGUCCCCUAAAAAAUCAGGUCAAAAGUCCAGGUGCAGCCCUUACACGGAUGACUGCCUGCUGUUACAAGGACUUGAAAGACAGUGAUUCAAGCUCAGAGGAAGAACGGAGAGUCACUACCCGAGUUAUCCGCCGGCGUUUGAUUAUAAAGGGAGAGGAAGCAAAAAACAUUCCUGGUGAAUCUGUCACAGAAGAACAGUUUACUGAUGAAGAAGGCAAUCUCAUCACCAGAAAAAUCACUCGGAAAGUCUUAAGACGAAUUGUUAUCCCACAAGAGAGAAAACAUGAUGAUGUGGUAAUGGAGAGGGACUGUCAAAAAGAAAGUAGAGGAUAAAAGCUUUGUGAACUCUCUAGAAUACGCUCCUAACAGGCUGGCAUCUGCAGUGUGGCAGCUGGAAGCAAUUGCUGCUUUUGACAUCUUGUGCAUUUGAUCCGAGUCAAAGAAAAAGACUUUUUCUCCUAACAUUCUUUAACAUUAUAUACUUUUACCAUCUUUAGAGUUUCCACAGAGAUCAUUUCAUGUAUGGAGGUUAGAAAGUGCUGGUUUGAGCAUGGGAGAGAAAAUAAAACCCCUCUGUUACCACCAAACCCCUCGGCACUGCCCCACCCCACCCCCGGCCAGUGCUUUUCCUGCAGCCCAGUCCCUGCCUGGGACACGGAUGGAGAGCACUUGUUUCCAGUAAAUGCACAGUGUUUAAUCAAAAGAUAGGAUGACACAAAGCUCAAUUCGUGAUCCUUACAUCAAAUCUAUAUGUUUUCUCUUUCUGAUAUAUCCUGCAGGGAAAUAGGAAUUCCCCCAUCUUAACCUGAAGAGGGUUUUCCUCUUUGGGUUAAUAACAGCCCAUUUCCAAUGUGCCAGUUAAAGAACCAAACGCAUCACUUAGCAGUGUAACUAGGCAAAUGAAUCUAUAUCUCCCAGAGAAAUCAUAGCUGGUUAUUUUUCAUUUCUUUCCUUCUCUCAGAACUUUUCCCAUUUCAUUAAGAAAUUAGAAACUUCAAUAGCUUGUAUUCACAUAAGAAAAAAGUAAACUGAAAAUUUCUCAGAAGGACUAAAUCAGAAAAUUGGAAAGGCUGCUGUUUCUUCCAUUAUAAACAGGGUAAAAGAAGAUAUUUGGGCAACCACUUUGCUCUCAGAGCAGUGUGUCCUUGGUGCUCAGUGAAGGGGGGGUCUUGUUUUAUGAAAGGUGGAUGCCUGCUUGAUCUGGAGUAAGAGGAGGGGGUUGGUAAUUCCACAAAUUAAAAAAGAAAAAGUCUCUCAGCUCAACAGCCUUUCCAUGGUGUUUAGUUCGUGAUUAGUGCUUUACUGAGAAAUUGCAGUCUCGUUGCAACAGGGUACUUAACAUUCUGCUGGCUUAAAAAGGCAUAUAUUAUAACUUACUAAUAUUUUUUAUAAUUGGGGUAUGAGUACCUUGAGAGCUUUAGUGAUUAUUUCUAGCUUGCAGGAAAGAGGCUGUUCAGUUGUGUGAUGUAUCACUAACCUACUGAAUUGCUGUGAAGUACAGUAAUGCUGCAUUUGUCCUGACAGGUGCUCUCCAGCUUGCUGUGAUGACGCUAAGCUGGCAGUUAAGGCAAAGAGACUGUAUUUCCGGACUUGAAGUGACCAAGUGCUUUAUCCUGUGUUUCACUUAUCCUAAUCCAGCCUCAAGAGACCAGAAUGGAAACUUCUUUUUAACUAAAACUCUUUUCACUAUGAGAUCUUAAUGUGUACAUUCCUU
Camelus dromedarius (Arabian camel) is the source of this 3379-nucleotide messenger RNA. RefSeq names its product ankyrin-1-like. Bases 1714 to 1998 code for a protein of 94 amino acids. Lineage: Eukaryota; Metazoa; Chordata; Mammalia; Artiodactyla; Camelidae. The record is from RefSeq and is a predicted model, not a curated record. The transcript is spliced from 4 exons.